Messenger RNA from Strongylocentrotus purpuratus (purple sea urchin), 4387 nucleotides. RefSeq lists its product as uncharacterized. The transcript is spliced from 5 exons. Gene Ontology annotation, molecular function: nucleic acid binding. The record is from RefSeq and is a predicted model, not a curated record. Bases 123 to 4058 code for a protein of 1311 amino acids. NCBI's taxonomy places the organism in Eukaryota, Metazoa, Echinodermata, Echinoidea, Camarodonta, Strongylocentrotidae.
UCCAGAUUCCAGAAAGUGUAUCCAGAAAGACUGCAGCAAUUAUCAAAUGAAUUAAGGCGUUCUUUUGACCACGUCAUUAACAUGAUAACGAAUUGUCUGGGUAAAGGACAUCCCCAGACACAAUGACCAGCUGCAGGCUUGUGGCAUCUUCUAUUCUGUCUACCAACCUCCGACCAUGCCUGGAUGGCAUACCAUGUAGUCACUGGGAAGCAAGGCAAUGGAUUAAGCAAUACCUGAAUAAACGCGGGGGCUGGGCAGACUUAAGUACAAUAUGCACUGCAAGGUCAAGCGUUCCAAGGACAGACAGCUUUCCAUGUAGAUGUAAGGUCACUGAAGUGAUGAGAAGCACAACCUUCCUGAAGGAAUUUCUUGUUAGAGAAAAUGUGGUGUGCUUGAUGACAACCUAUGAAAGCGGUCUCCGGAAGAUGAAACAUCUCCUUGAGGAGAAAGGCCCUCUAACGAUGAAUACAUUACUUAGGAAUCUGAGGCAAAAAGUUACAGAGGGUGAAGAAGUGGCCCUUGGAAGAAACAGAAAAGAACUGAAGACCACAAUCUGCAAUGAGUCUGCCAUUUUUGUCAGGGAGCAGUCAACUGGUUUGAUAGUGCUACGUGGGGUCCAUGCGGUGCUAGAUCCCUCCUGUUGUCAUUCAGGCAUAAUAGGAUGGAUCGAGCAGUAUCUUAAGGAGCAUGCUGGAUGGACUUCCAUUGAUGAUAUGGACAAGGUAAGAUCUGAGCUCCUGACAAGUAAGUAUUCUUGUCAAUGUGCCAUAAGAUCCUUGCUUAUGCUUCCUAAUAUCCGCAAGCAUUUCCAUAUGCAAGGGAAUACUGUCUAUGAAAAGUCAUAUCAUCAGUCUGGUCUCCAGAAAGUGACAGAUGUUCUAGUGAGGAAUGGUCCACAGAAGGUAGAUGAUUUGCUGCAUAUGCUGAAAGAAGCAGAGCAUCUGUCUGAGAGAGAACUAAGGGCUCUCGGAGACAAUAAGAAGGAUUUUGCAGAGACCAUUUCUAAAGAGCCUCAAAUGUUCCAACCGUUAUCACAGUCAGGUAGAGUUCACUUGAAAGCUGGUAGUUUCAAGCCCUGCAGACAUUAUGUCAGGAUUGAAUGGAUUAACAGAUACUUGAAGGAACGUGAUGAGUGGGUUAGUAUUGGAGAGAUCACUGCAGCCAUUUCUAAAAUCCCUACUCAUGAUGGUGAAUGUAGCUGUGACAUUUCUACCAUACUCCUGGAUGACAAGUUACCUUUCCAUGUUCAGGGUAAUCAAGUUAUGUCACAGUCAUUGUUUACGUCGAACUAUGAAAGAGGCAUAAAGAAGAUAAAAGUUUUCUUGCAGAAGAACGGCCCUCAACCAGUAGGCAUACUACUGAACAUGCUCAAACACGAAAAGAUAAUGACAGCAAAUGAAGAGAAAGUGACAGGGCGAAACAAGAAGGAGCUGGCGUAUACCAUUGCCAGAGAGCCCAAGAUCUUCAAGUUUGCAUCACCUCCAGGCAUUGUAAUGUUGAGGAAUACCCAUCAUGAAGGCAGUAACCAAGUCACUAAAGUUGUCGAGUAUCUAGAGAAGUAUCUGAGAACAUCCAAGACUAGUUUUGUAAAGACACUUCUAAAUCAAGUCGUCAGACAUGAGUCUUUGAGUACAGGUUGCAUUUCAGGAAUGCAUUCACUCAGGAAGUUGCUAGCAGCGUAUCCAGAUCGCUUCCUCAUCCAUGGUGAUGGCAGAGUAUCCCUGACAAAGAGUCGUCGAAUGGCUCUUAGCGACCCUGCAAAGUCAUGCGCAACUAAGAGAUAUGGAACCUCUGAGAGUGCAUCCACAUUAUCUACAAAGGAAAUCAGAGUUGGACAGUCUGCUGAGGAGACUGCGCAGAGAAGAGUACAUAGUUCCUUUACUGGAGAUAUCAUCUCCUCCAAGCCAUUGGACAUCAGUGACAAGAACAAUAAUCUUGACUCUAUUACCAGUAACAAACAAAGGGAGAGUUUUCAUGAAGCUUGUAAAAGUGAAUCAUCAAGAGAUCUAGACAGAGGCUUGAGGUUUGUGGAAAAGCUCCUAGAAAGUCAUGGACCUAUGGUCUUACAGGACAUUCACACUUCCAUUGUAGCUUCUCACAAACUUGACAGACCUACAAGAAGGACCCUGGGAAGAACUCCAGAGGAACUGCUCUCAAUUCUCCUGUUUCAGAAGGAUACUUUUCAUGUCAUCCCGCCAAGUGACCUAGUUGUCCUGCACAAGACGACCCAAAUGAGAUUGAAUCCCUGGACAACUGGUCUGAAGAAAGUAGAGGAAUAUUUGACAGAAAGUCGUCAACUAAAUCGGCUUGUGGAUUUCAUCAGGGAAAACCUUACAGCAAAAGAGAGGCAAGUGUUUGGGCAUACAAAGAAGAAGGUAAAACAUACACUUGCCCACUACCAAGACAUAUUUCUGAAUAACAGCGGAACAAUUUCCCUCAGAUCUGCUCAUGGGCAGUCAUCCUCCAAAGGUAAAAGGAAAAUGCGCAAGAAAAGAUCCAGUACACUAGUUAACCAGAGUGAAGGAAUGAAAGAUGGUGAAGAGAUGGAUGAUGAAAACCCAAGCAAAAAGCCCAGAAUGGAGCCCACAUUUCCAACGGCAGCAGGUCCUGUGGUUGUGCAUGUUGUCCAGACAGCUGAAGAAUGGAUCCAGGCGUGUCAUCCUCUCUUUGGGUCUGCCUCAUCCGUGGUUGGCAUAGAUUGUGACAGUAAGUGGUUCGUGAUGAGGCAGUGGGACGGUAAGGUGAUAGCAACUAAGAUUCAGAAGUACGUACCAAUGGCAUCACACCCAUCAACAGAGACAUCUGCGUCAGGUAGUCAGGAACUAGGAGUUGCCAACAGUUUUGGAGAGUCCUCCACCACAUCCCAAGAACCCGUAGAAGAGUGUAGAGCAUCGAGCAAGACUGGAGACAUCUUUCACCAGUUAUUGCUUCUUCUCACAAGUACAACUGUUCUCAAGGUGGUAUUUGAUGUCCAAAGGAUCUGUGCUAUAUUGUGUGAGAAGAUGCCACUCCGCCUUGAUAAUGUUUUCGAUAUCAAGGUGGCGAAUCAGCUCAUUAGCUGCACAUCCCAUUGUAUACCCGACCCUCCAUCAUUCACAGAGCUGUGUGAGAAGUACAGCGUGACCCCAUCAGCGGUGGUCCAUGUGUCCUGUCAGAUUCCUGGAGGAGUAGAUGCCAGUGAUGUGGCAAUAAUUAAGAACAUGGCAGUCAUGACCUGUACCCUCAUACCACAUUUUCUGCACAAGAUGUUCAGAGACAUGAAGGUGGAACUUCUCACGGAGCACAAUUGCAUUGUUGAAGAACUCUGUAAGGCCUGGGGCCCAAGUUUGCAGUCAAGAGGACAACCCACUCAGUUAAGAAGUCCCAAAACAUAUCAUAACAUAUCUUCAGUUCGAGAGCAGGGGAUGUCCAGCCCGCAACUUCCCAACCCUCAUCUUCCUGAUCCUCCUGUUCUUUGUGUAGAAGAUGAUUGCUCUGCUUGGGAAGUAGGUUAUGAUCCAGGGAGAUGUCUUCCAAAGAAUCCGAACACAAUCUCAGUCCAAGGGCAGGGGAUGUCCAGCACGCAACUGCCCAACCCUCAUCUUCCUGAUCCUCCUGUUCUGUGUGUAGAAGAUGAGUGCUCUGCUUGGGAAGCUGGUUAUGAUCCAGGGAGAUGUCUUCCAAAGAAUCCUAAUACAAUCUCAGUCCAAGGGCAGGAGAUGUCUUUGACCAGCACCCAGAUGCCCAACCCUCGUCUUCCUGAUCCUCCUGUUCUGCAAGCUGGAGAGCGCUGUAUUCCGUGGGAUCUGAUUCGCGGUCAGGAAGAUGUUUUCCUGAGGAUGCUUGCACAAAUUCAAGCAAAGAACGCAGGUUGUCUUCCAAAGAAUCCUAACACAAUCUCAGUCCAAGGGCAGGAGAUGUCUUUGACCAGAACCCAGAUGCCCAACCCUCCUCUUCCUCUUCCUCCUAUUCUGCAAGCUGGAGAGCGCUGUAUUCCAUGGGAUCUGAUUCGCGGUCAGGAAGAUGUUUUCCUGAGGAUGCUUGCACAAAUUCAAGCAAAGAACGCAGGUUGUCUAUAACAAGGAUGCAUGCAGAUACCCAACCCUCAGCUCCAAGAACCUUGUGUUCUUCAUGUGGAAGAGCUUUGUAUGGCCUUGGAUUCUGGUAUGGGGGUAUUCCAGUGUCCCCUCACCCAAAGAGCAUCUUUGACUAGCUUGCAGGUGUCCAACCCUGCUCUUUGUGAUCAUUGUCCAUCACAAAAGCAUGGAGGGAGAGCCAUGUUUGCAUUAUUUAAGUGAUACAGAGAAUUUAAGAAUUUUUUUAUACAUUCAGAAUGUUAAAAACAAACAAAAUGUAGGUGCCCAUACUCACGAAAGUGGUAAUAAUAAUAAUAAUAAUAAUAAUAGGU